Spodoptera exigua (beet armyworm) is the source of this 2017-nucleotide messenger RNA. NCBI's taxonomy places the organism in Eukaryota, Metazoa, Arthropoda, Insecta, Lepidoptera, Noctuidae. The record is from the annotation of a GenBank genome assembly.
AUUUCGUAGACUUGCGUCCGUACGAUCCGUUUUUCCACAAUCUCGUCAAUUUUUUUUUAUCAGGUCAACAAAAUUUUUAGUUCUAUGUUAUUACAAAUGUAGUGUGGACGUGUUGUAUAUAGUUUUUUCAAAAUGGUGUCGUGUCAAUUUUUUAGUUUUAGUGCGUUUUUUGUGCUUUUCUUUGGUGUUAAAAUAAGCGUGACUCAAGUUGACGUUGGCACAGAGACUACCAGCCCGGAGCCGUUAUCGACAGCAAUAUGUACCACAUGUUCCUGUGCGGAUGGCGUGGUCAACUGUAUGAAUCUUAAUCUGACUGCAUUUUUCGAAAUUCCUGAUUGGGAUGGUCUCAGGGAUUUCCAGCCGCUUUCAGUCAAUCUAAGCCAGAAUCCUAUCACACAUGUGACAAGGAUAUCGAAAUUGCCCAUACGAGAAUUGAACCUGUCCAAUUGUGAUAUUCAAACUCUAGAAGAUGGAAGUUUUGUAUACUUGGAAGAUUUGGCUGUCUUGGAUUUGUCUAAUAAUAAAAUAUCCACGUCGGCGAUCAAUAAGAAGGUUUUUGCUGGUCCCCUAGGCUUGAUUGGACCAGUGAAUUUCAAAAACAUGCAGUACCUAAGCUUAGCGAACAACGAUCUACACUCUUUAGCACAAGACCUAUUUUUGUUUAUGCCCGAUUUGCUGCAUUUGGAUCUGAGUGAUAAUCCAUUAGCUUUCAUAGAUCAGGUCACAAUGGGAGCCAUUUCUGAUUUGAAAUAUUUAAAGGAGCUGAAACUAAGCAAUUGUGAAUUAGAGACGUUACCUGAUGGUCUACUGAGAAGACAGAGGAAGUUACGACGAUUGGACAUAAGUAAUAAUAGGUUUACAACUAUUCCAUCCGUCCUGAAGGAAGCCCCAAGUCUGACAUACUUGAAUCUGGAUAGAACGCCUAUACAGACGUUAGAUUCAAACACUGCCUUAUGCAACCUGACCAAAUUGCAAGAAUUAAGUUUAAGUAGACUCAGUAGACUACAGAAUGUCUCAGCUGGUGCUUUAGCUGGUCUAGGUGACCUGACUAUCUUAAGGAUGAACUACAACCCUAGAUUGACUAAUCUGGACCCAGAUUUUCUGGUUUCGAAGAAUGAGGAUGAUGAGGAAGUGUGGCCAAAUCUCAGCGAGCUAUACCUAAACAAUAAUAAUCUAUCCAGCAUAGAUUCUGCAAUAAUUGACAACUGGAAGGAACUGGUGGCAGCAGACUUUUCCACCAACCCUUAUGUUUGCGACUGCAAGAACCAGUGGGUGGUGGACGUUCUUGUACCAUUACUGAUAACCAUGUCUGCUAACUCGUCUAUUAACAAUAUGGUCUGUAAAAAGCCGCCUGAACUAAAAGGCCUUACGUUUGGCCAGCUGAACGAGGCCUCAAAAACUUUGGUCUGCUUGGAGUCCGAGAGCAUCACUGAGGUUCAAGUAUCCAAUAUGGCGAUUAUUCUCGGAAUUAUGAUCGGUAUUGUGGUAACUUUUCCAAUAGUAUUGGUGUUGGUUCUUCUAUGGAGACGAGGGUUCUUCUCCAAGUUAAGAGGGGAGAAGCACGAAUACGACGAGGAAGCUGAAGAUCUGUAGUUUAAUUUAAAAUUAGUCUUUAAGCCAGACCUGGGUACGUCUUGAAACUACGACCAGCCACCGAGAGAAGAAAACUUAAUCCCCAAGUAAAUUGCCAAGUGUGGGGAUUAUGUCAGUCUCCCAAAAAGGAGGUCUGAUGAUGGAGAUGAAAUAAUGUUACAAGGCAGAAGAUAUAAUAUUCACCAGUUAUGUAAUGUCUUCUGUGGUAAGGCCUAAAAGGCCUAUUUUGCUGAGAACUUCAAGAAUCGAAUAAGGCUCUUUUAUCGAAGUGGGCUUUUGCCGAUUUAGUCUGUGUGGAUGUCGCUUUACGACUAAGCUAGAGCUAAAGUCCUAUGAAGUUCUUGUAGAAAAUGUGUUUUUAAAAUAUAAUAAAAAGUGUCUUAUUUUCUGUAAAUAACUUCUAAAAAAAUAUAUUUGUUAAUGA